AUGAAGAUGAAGAUGGGAGGAACUACUCUGCAGAAAGCUUUUAUUCUCUUGGUUUCUUUAUCUUUGUUGGGAUUAUACGCAGCCAAUGGAGCACAUUUGCGCCAUGGUCACGGUCAUCAUGGUGGAAGGCAUUUACAACAUUCACAUCAUCAUGCUUAUGGCCGGCAUUUACAACAUUUACACCAGGGUUAUGGUCGGCAUUUACAACAUCUUGAACGCCAUGGGUAUGGCCGAAUUAACCGUUUCCGCUUCCAACAGGGUGGUGACGCCGGUACAAUAUUUAACGUCAAAAGUUUCGGGGCUAAGCCGGACGGCCGGACCGACAAUGUUCAGGCAUUUAUGAAGACAUGGAAUGCAGCUUGCCAAUCGGGGUCGAAAGCAACGGUCCUGAUCCCUGACGGAGUAUUUCUAGUCGGGCAGGUGAUAUUUGAAGGUCCAUGCAAAAGCCCCAUUGUUGUUCAAGUGAAGGGAUAUCUGAAAGCAGUGAUAGAUGUCAGCGAUUACCCUUCUCCUGAAUGGAUUUCGUUUGAACACGUGAACGGCUUGACUGUUACAGGAGGAGGGACCUUAGAUGGCCAAGGCAAAACCGACUGGAAGUAUAAUGACUGCAGCAAAAACGCCUACUGCCAGCUUCUUCCGUCGUCUCUGAAAUUAAACUCCGUCACCAACGGACAAGUUGGGCAGCUCAAGUUGCUGGAUAGCAAAGCGUUCCAUAUGGUAAUUUUAAAAGGCAAAAGCAUUACGGUACAAGAUCUCCAGAUCUCUGCCCCUGAAGACAGCCCCAACACCGACGGCAUUCAUCUCAGUCGCUCCAUUGAUGUCACCAUAUCUAACGUCAUCAUCGGCACAGGCGAUGACUGCAUUUCCAUCGGCCAAGGAUCCAACAAUGUCAACAUCAACCAAGUCUACUGCGGCCCAGGACAUGGCAUCAGCGUGGGCAGCCUUGGCAAGUACGACGACGAGCAGGACGUAAAAGGGGUCACUGUGAAUAACUGCACUCUGGCAAACACACAGAAUGGCCUGAGGAUUAAAACCUGGCCAGGAUCACCGCCGAGCCAAGCUUCAAGCAUAUUGUUUAAGAAUGUCGUCAUGAAGAAUGUUCGGUACCCCAUCAUCAUCGAUCAACAAUACUGUGCAUCGACGUCUCACUGCAGUAACACUAAUCCCUCCAACGUAAAGCUUAGCGACAUUCGAUACCAGAAUAUCAGAGGCACCUCAUCGUCACAGGUUGCAGUCAAGAUCAACUGCAGCCCAGCGGUGCCCUGCAAAGGCCGAUCCGAUCUUGUGAAACUAGGGAAGGAGGCCUUUGACAUGUUGGAUUAUGUUGGAGGUGGUGGCCGGAAGAGAAUGGUUGCUCAACCCGCAGCAGCAGCUUCUGCUGCUGUGGGAGGUGGCUCCUCUCUUGCUGUUCCAGCAGCCCAAUCACCAGAUGAGAUAAUAGACUGCAGACUGUCGGCAAAGGAGUAUGGUAGAGUUCAGAUUAUGGACUUUGGUCCAAGAAACGGGCCUCACGGUCGCAAGGCUUAUUGA
Nelumbo nucifera (sacred lotus) is the source of this 1530-nucleotide messenger RNA. RefSeq names its product exopolygalacturonase-like. The record is from RefSeq and is a predicted model, not a curated record. Lineage: Eukaryota; Viridiplantae; Streptophyta; Magnoliopsida; Proteales; Nelumbonaceae. Gene Ontology annotation, biological process: carbohydrate metabolic process. Gene Ontology annotation, molecular function: polygalacturonase activity.